AUGCUUUUUAAGCAAAAUCUUUUUUCUGCUUUAGCUAUUGCUGCUAUUGCAGUUGCGGCGGCUGCGGCGGCUAUAUUACGCAUUCUUACUUUCGAAGCUUCGCCCUUUCUUUUAGACCUUUUUAUUAAGCGCUUGCUUAUAUUAACGACCGUCAAGGCUUUGAAAUGCAUAAGGUGUAUUAAUAAUAAGAUUACAUCAAGGUUUAAUAAAGACUGCUAUAAUUGCGAUACGAGCGUUAUUCGCUAUCUCCGGUGUACUAAAGGUAGCUAUAGCAACUGCACCGCUGCUUUUGCCGUUAUUAACACCGCCUUCGAUAACUUCCUCGCUUUAAAUAUUGCUUUUUUAAGAAGUGCUGCUAAUGGUCCGGGCGGUCUAGCGAAUAGAAGUAAAGGUUUUAAAAGUAGUCUCGGUAGCUUUAUAAGUUUUGCUCUUGCUCUUAAGACCUUCAAUUUGAAUGUGGCCUUUAUUAAAUUGAAUAGUCUUGUAGUAGCGAACCGUAAUCCGAUGACGCGAAGCGCUUCGAGUAUAUUACCCUUUCCCCUUGCGCUUGCGCCAGCCGCCCUUGUUGCUCCCGUCGCCCCCGUCGCACUUAUUGUCGUCGCUCCUUUUGCGCUAAUCGUUGCGCUUGCCGCUCCCGCGGCGGCGCCCGCCGUUAUUAUAACUCUUGCGGAGCGCCGGGCUAAAGUAAAGAGAUUGCUAAAAGCUUUAGUCGAUCUUUUAUUAUAA
Drepanopeziza brunnea f. sp. 'multigermtubi' MB_m1 is the source of this 726-nucleotide messenger RNA. The record is from RefSeq and is a predicted model, not a curated record. Lineage: Eukaryota; Fungi; Ascomycota; Leotiomycetes; Helotiales; Drepanopezizaceae.